CCCGCCCCGCCCCGCGCCGCUCCGCGCCGGCUCCGCAGCUUGCGCCGGCCGGCCGGUCCGGCGCCGGGCCAUGGCGCUGUUGCGGGAUGUGUCGCUGCAGGACCCGCGGGACCGCUUCGAGCUGCUGCAGCGUGUGGGGGCCGGGACCUAUGGCGACGUUUACAAGGCCCGUGACACCGUCACGUCCGAACUGGCCGCGGUGAAGAUCGUCAAGCUAGACCCAGGGGACGACAUCAGCUCUCUUCAGCAGGAAAUCACCAUCCUUCGUGAAUGCCGCCACCCCAAUGUCGUGGCCUACAUUGGCAGCUACCUCAGGAAUGACCGCUUGUGGAUCUGUAUGGAGUUCUGUGGAGGGGGGUCGCUGCAGGAGAUUUACCACGCCACUGGGCCCCUGGAAGAACGGCAGAUAGCCUAUGUUUGCCGGGAGGCACUGAAGGGGCUCCACCACCUGCAUUCUCAGGGGAAAAUUCACCGAGACAUCAAGGGUGCCAACCUUCUGCUCACUCUGCAGGGUGAUGUCAAGCUGGCGGACUUUGGGGUGUCAGGUGAGCUGACAGCAUCUGUGGCCAAGAGGCGGUCUUUCAUUGGCACUCCAUACUGGAUGGCGCCAGAGGUUGCUGCUGUGGAACGCAAAGGUGGCUACAAUGAGCUCUGCGACGUCUGGGCCCUGGGCAUCACUGCCAUUGAGCUGGGCGAGCUGCAGCCACCGCUGUUCCACUUGCACCCCAUGAGGGCCUUGAUGCUCAUGUCGAAGAGCAGCUUCCAACCACCCAAGCUGAGAGACAAGACACGUUGGACCCAGAAUUUUCACCACUUCCUCAAGCUGGCCCUCACCAAGAACCCCAAGAAGAGGCCCACAGCUGAGAAACUUCUGCAGCACCCAUUCACAACCCAGCAGCUCCCUCGGGCCCUCCUUACCCAGCUCCUCGACAAGGCCAGCGACCCCCACCUGGGAAGCCUCUCCCCUGAAGACUGUGAACUGGAGACCCAGGAUAUGUUUCCAGAUACCAUCCAUUCCCGGGGCCAUCAUGGUCCGGCUGAGAGGACCCCCUCCGAGAUCCAGUUUCACCAAGUGAAAUUUGGUGCCCCCCGCCGGAAGGAGACAGAUCCUCUUAAUGAACCGUGGGAGGAGGAGUGGACGCUGCUGGGAAAAGAGGAACUGAGUGGGAGCCUGCUACAGUCGGUCCAGGAGGCCCUGGAGGAAAGGAGCCUGACCAUCCGGCCAGCCUUAGAACUCCAGGAGCUGGACUCCCCAGAUGAUGCCGUGGGAACCAUCAAACGGGCCCCAUUUUUGGGGCUGCCCCUUACUGAGCCAACACCUGAUGACAAUGCCCAGUCCUGCUCCCCAGGAACCCUGUCUGCACCUCCACCUGGCCCUGGCAGCCCACCAUUGCUGCCCACUGCCUGGGCCACCCUGAAGCAACGGGAGGACCCUGAGAGAUCAUCCUGUCACGGCCUUCCUCCCACCCCCAAGGUGCACAUGGGUGCCUGCUUCUCCAAGGUCUUCAAUGGCUGCCCCCUGCAGAUCCAUGCUGCUGUCACUUGGGUUCACCCUGUGACUCGAGACCAGUUCCUGGUAGUCGGGGCUGAAGAAGGCAUCUACACCCUCAACCUGCAUGAGCUGCAUGAGGAUACACUGGAGAAGCUCAUCUCCCAGCGCUGCUCCUGGCUCUACUGUGUGAACAACGUGUUACUGUCACUCUCAGGGAAAUCCACGCACAUCUGGGCGCAUGACCUUCCAGGGCUUUUUGAGCAGCGGAGACUGCACCACCAGGCACCCCUCUCUAUCCCUACCAACCGUAUCACUCAGCGCAUCAUCCCCAGGCGCUUUGCCCUGUCCACCAAGAUCCCUGACACCAAAGGCUGCCUGCAGUGCCGUGUGGUCCGCAACCCCUACACAGGCAGCACUUUCCUGCUGGCCGCCCUGCCUGCCAGCCUGCUUCUGCUGCAGUGGUAUGAGCCCCUGCAGAAAUUCCUGCUGCUGAAGAACUUCUCCAGCCCUUUGCCCAGCCCGGCAGGGAUGCUGGAGCCGCUGGUGCUAGACGGCAAGGAGCUGCCACAGGUGUGUGUGGGCGCAGAGGGGCCCGAGGGACCCGGCUGCCGAGUCCUGUUCCAUGUCUUGCCCCUGGAGGCUGGACUGACUCCAGACAUACUCAUCCCGCCUGAGGGGAUACCCGGCUCCGCCCAGCAGGUGAUCCAGGUGGACAGGGACACGGUCCUGGUCAGCUUCGAACGCUGUGUGAGGAUCGUCAACCUGCAGGGUGAGCCCACAGCUGCACUGGCCCCGCAGCUCACCUUUGACUUCCCUAUUGAGACUGUGGUGUGCCUGCAGGACAGUGUGCUGGCUUUCUGGAGCCAUGGCAUGCAGGGCCGAAGCCUUGACACCAAUGAGGUGACUCAGGAGAUCACAGAUGAGACCAGGAUCUUCCGAGUGCUGGGGGCCCACAGGGACAUCAUCCUGGAGAGCAUUCCCACUGACAACCCUGGAGCACACAGCAACCUCUACAUCCUCACAGGUCACCAGAGUAGCUACUGAGCUGUCGCCCUGGCGGCGCCCAGGCCUCAGUUGUCACCUCCAGCCUCUGCUGGGGCCCCAGAGGGCCGACCUAAUUCUGAGACGUGUUGGGGGGCAGGGAGGGGAGGUAGCCCACCCCCCUCAGCAAUAACUGGACCCGAGGAAGCUGCGACCACCUACUCUCCCUGCAGUGUUACCCCCCCCCCCCCCCGUGCAGGGGGCCCUGGGCGGGAUGGGGCUGCCUGGCUGAUCCAUUCCAUUUUCUCAUUUUUCCUUUCUGUUCUUUCUGCCAAGAGCCUGCCCCAGGUUCUAUCCUGGGCAACAUGUGUUUAAGAGAGAAUUAUAUUGGUAUUAAAGCUGGUUGGUUUUAUCCCAUUAGUCCCUCUGAGGUGGAGGGGUUGAGCCCCCCCCCUUCUGCCCCUUUCUCUUCUCCUCUCGCCCUGUCCUGCAGGACACUUUCCUGUAAGUACUUGGUUGGUCUCAGGCACGCACCAUGGCAGGGCAGUCCGCUGGUGCUUGGUGGAGUCUAGACUCAGGUGACACAAGCCAGUGGUCCAACAGCCAUCUUGGACCUGUAUCUUCCUGGUCCCUGCCCAGAGCAGCCCUCCCUCAGUUUAUAGGUUGAAACAUCUGCUGUAGUUUGGCAUCUUGUGGACGCAUGCACAGAAUUACAAGCGAAGGGACCUGUCCAGGGCAGCCUUGCCCCAAGUAGGCUCUUGCUUGUGGUCUGUGGGAGGAUGCUGGAAGCUAGCCAAGGAGCUAGCCACCAUGUCCAUGACCAUUUCUGGGAUCUGCGCCCUGGCCCUGGCCCUGGCCGCAGUGUCCCACUACAGACCUGUAACAGUACAGUGAAGCAUCAGCUUAGCCGGGAAGAUGGAUCUGGGUCUCUUUAGUGUUCGUUCAUUCCAUGCCAGGCCGGGGGUCACUACCAAGAUACAGCUCAACCCCAAGAAACGUGUUGGAGCCCAUGUCCCUGGUGGCUCAGCUUGUGCUUCAUAUUGCCCUCCCUUAGUCCCCUUGCAAAGGGCUCAGAGCCCCCAGGGCCAGGUGCCCCCUCCCCUGUGGCCCCAGAUACUGACUGGCUUGCCAGUGACCAAGGCCACUGAAGGGAGGGUGGGGCACACAGAGCCAGGCCUGUGGGCACUAACGUGGGUUGUGGAGCCAAGGUCCAGAGCUCAGUGCUUCUGUUCCAGCUCAUUGCCCCCUCCUGACAUUUAGAGCAAAUGUUGGCAGAAGGUCUUAGGCCUGGUGUGCUGACUGCAAGUACUUGGCAGCUCAGUGAAGCAACGAGUGGGUGAGUGGGUAGACGACAGCUCAUGUGACUGGAAUCUGUGGCCCUUGUGGUUGUCACUGUCCCGUCUUCAGAGCCUCGAUUGCUUGGUUUCUAGUGACCAGCAGGGUUGCUUGGCUGCAUAGGGAGCCAGGCCAGGAAGAGGGACGGAGCUUAUGUCCCCAGUGAGACUCCAAAAUCAUCUGAAGGGUCAAGGGAGAUAGGGCUACACGGUAGAAUCCUAGCUUCCUAUCUCCCAGAUUUCUUGGGAGCAUGCUGGUGGUGGGGGUGAGAGGGGCUGCCACCCAGCCCACACUUAACCCAGGUGCCCUGGGAGAACUGGCCUUCAGAGUAGUGGGCGGCACACAGUGCCACCUUGUGGCAGGUGGCUCAGCCCAGAGUCCAUCUGAAAAGGAGGUUUAGGGGUGUAGUAUGCCAAAGUGAGAGGCCUGUGAAAGGAAAGGCCCACUGAUAGGGUUGGGUGCCACAAGCCAAAGACAGGGCAAGCCAGGAAUAUGCACUAAAAGAUGUAACUUUAUUUAUAUAUUUGUUUAUAGACAGCCUUUUUCAAAUACAAAAGAGAAUUCGAUGAAGCCGACUGUGGUGAAUGCCUGUGAUCCCAGUACUCAGGAGGCAGAGGCAGGAGGACUGUCUGAAUUGUAGUCCGGCCUGGUCUACAUAGUGAAUUCCAGGCCAGCCAAGGUUAUAUGUAGUAAGAUCCUGCCUCAAAAAUAAAUAAAAUUUGUCUCUCAUUUGUCCUCCAGUCCCUUCUAGAAGUAUUUAUGAUAUUUAAACAAUUUGGUAUAUUUUUAUUCACAUGGCAACAGUCCAUAUAUCCUGCUGGCUCUCUGAAAAUACAUUCUGGAGAUCUUUGCAUUAUCAGCCUGGCCUAUUUUUGUAUAGCUUGUGCUGGGUGGUACAUGUUUCAGGUGACUGAUGUUAACUGAAAGGUCCUUAUUGACGGAAUGUAUUUCUACUUUAAUAUCACAAACCACACUGCAAUAAAUAACUCCUGUGUCUGA
This is a messenger RNA of Peromyscus californicus insignis, 4807 nucleotides long. It is a transcript of the gene Map4k2, whose product is annotated as mitogen-activated protein kinase kinase kinase kinase 2. NCBI's taxonomy places the organism in Eukaryota, Metazoa, Chordata, Mammalia, Rodentia, Cricetidae. Gene Ontology annotation, molecular function: ATP binding; MAP kinase kinase kinase kinase activity. Gene Ontology annotation, biological process: protein phosphorylation. The record is from RefSeq and is a predicted model, not a curated record.